GUGUGGCUCCAGGGUGCAGACCCUGCCCUGCACUGCCACAGGGGGAGUGGAGAGGAUGGGGCCGCCCCCAUAAAGGCCGAGCUGGCGAGACUUUACAACUCAGCGAAUGUGGGAGCAGAGAGGGAGAGACCACCUAAAGGUGUGCCUGUGAAUCAGCUAAUCCUGGGGCCCCUUCCUUGGACCUGGACACCCUUGGAUGAGCUGGAGGUCAGGAGCCGAGAUGUCACCCAAUCCUCCUGCCAGAAGCCAGAGGCCCCAUUCGGAUGGUCUGGGUGGGGAGGGGCUGUUUGAAGCUCAAGCGCUCUCCUCCCUCUCUGGUGCUGUAAGAGAGGUGUCGGUUCUCUUUCCCAAGAUAACAGGACUACCGGGUCCUCCUCCUUCAGCUCUUCUGGGCUGCAGUCUGCUCCCCGCUCUUCCCCUAGCCCCUGCUUCAGCCGUCUGGGAGUAGCUGGGUGGGAACAGGCCAGCCCUGUUACAUAACCCUGUGGCUGGGAGCCUGGGGAGGCCGGGCUGGAGAGCAGGUGCUCAGCCCCUCCCUCGCCACCAACAGUGAAAAUCUUCCUCUGGAGCCCAGCCUUGGGGUGGCCCAGCAUGGAGGCAGCCACAGCUCUGGAGGUGGUUGGAUCCACGCCGAAGGUGAAAGAAGCCGAUGCUGACGGAGCCCAGGCUUCACCUCGGUGGGGGGCCGUCAGCCCCAUUCCCCAGCUCCUGCCCCCCACAGAAGAGCACCCCAAGAUCUGGCUACCUCAGGCCCAGAGGCAGACCUACGUCCAGGAGGUUGGAGACACUCUGAAUCUACUAAUCCCGUUCCAGGGCAAACCCCAACCUCAAGCCAUGCGCACGCAUGACGGCUGUGCCUUGGACGCCAGUCAUGUGAGCAUGCGGAAUGGGGAGCGGGACUCCAACCUCUUCAUCCGAGAGGCCCAGUGUGCUGACUUGGGUCACUACCAGCUCCAUGUGCAGCUGGGCGGGCUGGAGGCCACCGCCACCACUGACACCCUGGUGAUCGAGAGGCCAGGCUCUCCUCAGAGUAUCAAGUUGGUGGAUGUCUGGGGCUCCAGCGCUACCCUGGAGUGGACUCUGCCCCAAGACACGGACGCACUCCUGGGAUAUGCGGUGCAAAAGGCUGACACCAAAUCUGGGCUGUGGCUCACGGUGCUGGAGCGCUAUCACCGCGCCAGCCGCACAGUCUCCGACCUCAUCGUCGGCAACUCCUAUGCAUUUCGAGUCUUUGCUGAGAACCAGUGUGGGCUCAGCCAGACAGCCUCUGUCACUGCCGACCCGGCCCACAUCCAGAAAGCAGCUACUGUUUACAAGACCAAGGGGUUUGUCCAGUGAGAUGUCUCAGAAGCCCCGAAGUUCACCCAGCCUCUGGCAGACUGCACUACAGUCAUUGGCUGUGACACCCAGCUCUUCUGCUGCAUCCAUGCCUCCCCCAAGCCAAAGAUCAUCUGGCUAAAGAACAAGAUGGAUAUCCAAGGCAACCCCAAAUACAGAGCCCUCACUCACCUGGGAAUCUGCUCCCUAGAAAUCCACAAGCCUGGCCCCUUUGACGGGGGCAUCUACACCUGCAAGGCCAUUAACCCCCUGGGGGAGGCGUCAGUAGACUGUCGGGUGGAUGUGAAAGGUAAGGGCAGAACUCGCACCUUAGGGUGCAAUCACCUCCUCUCUCCACAGGUGGGAAAGUCGAGGGCAGAGACACAAGCCUAGAUGGAGAAGGGCUCGGGUUGCUUCCCCUUCAGGCCUUCUCAUCACUGUCAUCAUCAGGAUGUAUUUUAGGAGCCAUUUUUAUCAUCCACUCCUCAUUUCUCUCCAUUAUAAUUCUGUAAUAUAGGAAGAAUCACUAUUUCCACUCUGCAAAGGAGAAACCUAAAGCACAGGGAGGUGAUUGAUCAGUUUACCUGUGAUUUCCAGUGCUGGUUAAUUGAGGAGUUGGCACUAUGGUGGAUAAGAGGCCAAGUCUGCUGGACCUUACCCAGAUCGUUUUUCAUUAAACUAUACAAUCUGACUCAAUCCAGGAAAGCUGUAGCUUUUUAUUGGGCUUUUAAACAAACCAGAGGACUUUCGUCUCUAGUUGGUUAAAUGGGAAUAUUGCACAUCCUCUCUACCGCUUUUAAAGUAUUCAUUCAUUUAUCCAUUCCUGUCCCCUUGCUCAGAUUGCCAUCAUUGCAUUUAGAAUAUUGUUUUAUAAUUAUCUAUUUACUGAUCUGUUUCCCCAUAAACUGUGAGCACUGUGAGGGCAGGGACCAUCUUAUUCACCUUGUCCCCCAGUGUCCAGCCCAGUUUCUGGUACACAGUGGGCACUUUCUGAGCAUGUGCAGCAUGACUCCGGAAUGAAUGGGCCAUUACAUGUCCUAUUCUUCCCUCCGCAUAGCCUCCUAAUUAGCACCAUGGACUCCCCCCAAACCUGGAAGUAUAUCCCUUCUCCAUGCUCUGAAAGGUUUCCCAGAGAUUGCUGAGAUGUUAAAACGGAGAGAUGUCAACACAGAGAGAUGUCUGAAUUUUGCAGCUCCUAAUUGAGGCACGCUAAGCAGACAUGGGCAACUCUGAGGAAGUGCCAGCAACGAAGCAGGGUAAAUACAGAAUUCAGAGCACAGGACCCAGGGACCAUGAAAGGAGGUCACCUCAGCAGCCUGGACGAGCUCUCACUGUUUGCCGUUAUGGCCACAACAUACCCUCUCUUUUCUGUGCCUCCAGGAAGCCUGUGGAGAGACUGUGUUCUUAAGAAGCUCCAGCAUAGUGUCUGUUUGGACUAAUCUAAAUAAAGGUGUGGAUC
Delphinapterus leucas (beluga whale) is the source of this 2776-nucleotide messenger RNA. NCBI's taxonomy places the organism in Eukaryota, Metazoa, Chordata, Mammalia, Artiodactyla, Monodontidae. The record is from RefSeq and is a predicted model, not a curated record.